AUGGAGCUCGGAACUAUUAAAAACUCUUCAGCCCAUAAUCAUGGACAACAACUCGAUAAAAUCAUCCAAAUCGAACAACGAAACAAAGGAAAAGAUUACGUUAAACUCGAAAACUUUCCUAAUCUAAAAAGUUGUUACCAAAAAAGUUCAAAUGAUAUAAUGCAAACUCAUCAAGGUGAUAUUGUUGGUGCUUCUCUAAAAACUUUUCGAAGCUUAAAAAAAACUUUAUCGCGCGCUCGUUCCUCUCGAUACCCACCUUUACCUGCUAACCGUGCAGAAAUCACAAUUCCUGAUAAAUUGAGAAACAACUUCGACAAUGAAACUUUUUUUCGAAUUAGUGAUGGUGAUUCAGAAAAAAUACUUAUAUUUGCAACAGACAAAUUCCUAAAUUAUCUCAGCUCAUCUGAUCAUGUGUAUGCUGAUGGAACUUUUAAAAGUGUACCAAAACUUUUCCAUUCGUUAUACACUUUUCAUGUGAUGGUGAACGGAGUAAUGAUUCCAACGGUUUAUGCCUUGAUCCCGUCAGCUAAUUACAACACCUACCUUCGUCUUAUAAGAUUGGUACAGGAUUUGUGUGCUGCUAUUAAUCUGACCUGGAACCCUGAUUUUUUCACAACUGAUUUCGAAAUGGCCUCAAUGAAAGCAAUCAAAACAUGUUUUCCCGCCUGUACACUUAAAUCGUGUCUAUUUCAUUUUGGCCAAAAUAUCUGGAGGAAUGUGGUUAAGCAUCAACUGAGAGAUUUGUACAAUGAACAAAACUCAGAAGUUUAUAAGACCAUCAGGCGAAUUUCGGCCUUACCCUUUCUAAAUAUUGUCGAUAUUCAUGACACUUUUGAUUGGAUUGUCUCUGAGUCCCCUCAACUAGAUAAUCUUGAUGAUUUCAUUCAUUACUUCAAAUCUACAUAUUUACUCGAUGACUCGAGAUUUCCUGUUUCGACCUGGAACCAUUACAACGAUCGUGACCCACGGACAAACAAUCACGUUGAAGGUUGGCAUUUUGCUUUAAAUAAGAGUAUGGGAAGGAAUCACGCGAAUCUUUGGAUAUUCAUUGAGAAAAUAAUUCAACACCAAAACAGUUUUGAAACUAAUCUUCUUAUGGCCUCGUUCGGUGCAACAAUUAACGUUACUGAGCGGAAAACUCUGGACAUAAAUCGUCGAAUUCAAAACUUGACCGCAGAGUAUUCUUUAGGCCAUUUGACUCCGUUCGAAUUCAUUGAUAAGAUAAAAUACUACACAAAAUUAUCAGAUUCUAAUCGAAUUUCAAUUGUCGAUUAA
Panonychus citri (citrus red mite) is the source of this 1275-nucleotide messenger RNA. RefSeq lists its product as uncharacterized. The transcript has a single exon. The coding region runs from base 1 to 1275 and encodes 424 amino acids. NCBI's taxonomy places the organism in Eukaryota, Metazoa, Arthropoda, Arachnida, Trombidiformes, Tetranychidae. The record is from RefSeq and is a predicted model, not a curated record.